AUGGAUGCCAGGAAAGCCCAUAAAGCCUCCUCCUCUUCAUCCUCAACAUCCUCCUCAUCAAAACGUUGGGAGUACCAAGUGUUCUUGAGCUUCAGAGGUGAAGACACACGCAAGGGCUUCACAGGCCACCUCCACGCCGCAUUAUGUAAUGCCGGAAUCCGCUCCUUUCUUGACGACAACGAGCUAGAAAGAGCGGAAUUUAUAAAAACCCAACUGGAGCAGGCAAUCGACAAAUCCAUGAUCUCCAUAAUUGUCUUCUCCCAGCGUUAUGCCGAUUCCAGUUGGUGUCUUGACGAGCUGGUGAAGAUCAUGGAGUGUAGAGAACGAUUGGGGCAACAGGUAAUUCCAUUGUUCUAUAAUGUUGAGGCUUCAGAUGUCCGGAAACAGACUGGUAGUUUUGCAGAAGCUUUUGAGAAACAUGAAGCGGGCAAACAUGAGAAAGAAAAGGUACAGCGAUGGAGGAAUGCUCUCAGUCAAGCAGCAGAUUUGUGUGGGGAAGAUCUUAAAAAUGCUGACAAUGGGCAUGAAGCAAAGUAUAUCAACGAAAUUCUUGGGGUGGUUAAUAAGCAGUUGUACAGCAAAUACCAAUUAGACAACGAACACCUUGUCGGAAUUACUUCUCGGCUGAACGAUGUUGUUCGCAUGAUUGAUAUUGAAAAUUCAGGUUCCAAGGAUGUUGUUCGCAUGAUUGGUAUUUUGGGGAUGGGCGGCAUUGGAAAAACAACGCUUGCCAAAACCAUUUAUAACAAAUUUGAACGAAUCUUUGAAGGUAGGAGUUUCCUUGCAAACGUGAGGGAACCCAUUAAUGGUCUGGUUGGUUUGCAAGAGCAACUUCUAAAUGAUAUCUUGAAAAGCAAGGACUCCAUAAAGGUUGGCUCUGUUGCUAAAGGGAUCGAUAUGAUAAGAGAAAGACUUUGCUGUAAAAGAGCACUUGUCAUAAUUGACGAUGCAGAUGAUCUACAGCAACUAAAAGCAAUAGCUAGAACUCGUGAUUGGUUUGGUCCUGGAAGUAGAAUUGUUAUAACAACAAGAAAUCAACAUUUGCUAGAGCAAGUUGGAGUGGAUGGCAUAUAUAUGGCUCAAGAAAUGGAUGAAAAAGAAGCUCUAGAGCUCUUGAGUAGGCAUGCCUUCGAAAGUGGUUAUCCUAAUCAAGAAUAUCUUGACCUCUCAAAACGUGUAAUUCGUUACUGUCGAGGCUUGCCACUAGCACUUGAAGUUGUAGGGUCUUUUCUGAUUACAAGAUCCGUAGAGGACUGGGAAAGCCAUUUGGAGAAGUUGGAAAGAAGUCCUCCUGAAAAAAUUCAAAAAAUACUCAAAAUAAGCUUUGAUGGGCUACCUGAUCAGGAAAUGAGAGAGACAUUCCUUGAUAUAUCUUGUUUCUUUAUAGGAAUGGACAGGGACUAUGUAACACAAAUAUUAAAGGGAUGUGGCUUUGCUCAACCGAUAGGAAUCAAUGUCCUCAUUGAACGGUGCCUUCUAACUGUUAGUGAGCGAAACAAGCUGAUGAUGCAUGAUUUGCUUCAAGACAUGGGAAGAGAGAUCGUUUAUGAAAAUGCCCAGGGUGACCGUGAAAAAUUUAGUAGAUUGUGCAAACGUGAAGACGUAACAAAUGUAUUGAGUGAUGAAUCUGGAACUAAAAAAAUUGAAGGAGUUGCUCUACAUUUGGAUUUGGAUUUGGAUCUAUAUUGGGAUCCAGAAUCGGAUCUAGAUUUGACUAGAUUCAGUGCACAAGCAUUUACCAAGAUGAAAAAACUGAGGUUACUCCACCUCAGCGGAGUAGAGCUCACUGGAGAGUACAAAGAUUUUCCCAAAAAGUUAAUAUGGUUGUGCUGGCAUUAUUUUCCUUUAGAGUCCAUACCAGAUGACUUUCCCACGCAACCAAAACUAGUUGCUUUAGACCUGCGGUGGAGCAAACUCAAAAUAGUUUGGAAGGAUUGCAAGUUGCAUGAGAACUUGAAAAUCCUUAAUCUCAGCCAUUCCGAAGAGCUAACAAAAUCACCAGACUUUUCAAAACUCCCAAAUCUCGAGCAAUUGAUAUUGCAAUUUUGUACUAGAUUGUCUGAGGUUCACUCAUCCAUCGGGGAUCUUGGAAGACUUUCUUUGGUAAAUCUUAAAGACUGCAUAAUGCUAAAGGAUCUCCCACUGAAUUUCUAUAAAUCUAAGUCUAUUGAAACUCUUCUACUUAAUAAAUGUUGGAGUUUUGAAAAGUUGGCUGAGGGCUUAGGGGACAUGGUAUCAUUGACAACUCUGAAAGCGGAUGAGACAGCCAUCAGACAAAUUCCAUCUUCCAUAUUAAAAUUGAAGAAACUGAAAGUUUUAUCUUUAUGCGAUGUGAAAGGGUUGCCAUCAACAAAUCUUUUGCCUCCUUCAUUGCAAAGUUUAAGUUCUUUAAGAGAAUUAGCUCUUGCAGACUGCAGUUUAACUGAUGAUGCAUUCCCCAAGGAUCUCGGUAGCCUAAUUUCCUUAGAAAGGUUAGAUCUUGCACGCAAUGGCUUUUGCAGCCUACCAAGCCUCAGUCGUCUUUCACAGCUUCAAGAUUUGUCUUUAGAUCAGUGCAAAAAGCUUCGUGCAAUCCCAGAUUUACCAACAAAUUUGAAAGUCUUACGAGCAGGUGGCUGCAUUGCAUUGGAAAAAAUGCCAGAUUUUUCAGAAAUGUCAAAUAUAAGAGAAUUGUAUCUAAGUGAUUCGGGCAAACUCACUGAAAUUCCAGGCCUGGAUAAGUCAUUAAACUCCAUGACAAGGAUUCAUAUGGAAAAGUGCACUAAACUCACUGCCGAUUUUAGGAAGAACAUCCUCCAGGGAUGGACUUCUUGCGGAUAUGGUGGCAUUUUUCUCAGUAAAAAUGUUGGUUCGACUAUGUCCAUAACAAUGAUAUUGGAAAUGUUAUUCCUGAUUGCCAUAUACGACGAAUGUUGCAUUAGCAUUAAAAACAUGACCAAGGGUACUGAGCUUGACGCCAGGAUCAUAUCCAAUUGUGAAACUGACGAGGAUUGUCCAAUUAAGCCCGUCAUUUGGCAGGGACAGUUAUCAAAUGACGAGCUCAAAUUGCAAGACGGUGACAAAGUCUUGAUUGAAAUAAUAGUGGACAAAUGGGUGAAGGUGAAGAAAACAGGUGUUAGUCUGGUAUGGGACAAAUUUAUGAAAGAAAAUAUGAUUGAUUACCAUCUUUGUGCGUAUGAACGACGCUCAUCUCAAAAUCUGGUUAAUGAUGAUGACAUCAUUCAUGUCAAAGAUGAUCAUGACAUGACAGAAUCCCCAGACUUUUCAAAAUUCCCAAAUCUCGAGAAGUUGAUAUUGAAAGGUUGUAAGGAGUUGAUUAAGGUUCACUCAUACAUCGGGGAUCUUGGAAGACUUUCUUUGGUAAAUCUUGAAGGCAGCAUAAGGCUAAAGGAUCUCCCACUGAAUUUCUAUAAAUCCAAGUCUAUUGAAACUCUUAUACUGAAUGGUUGUUCAAGAUUUGAAGACUUGGCUGAUGGCUUAGGGGACAUGGUAUCAUUGACAAUUUUGAAAGCAGAUAACACAGCCAUCAGAAAAAUUCCAAGUCUCUCUGGUCUUUCAAAGCUCAAGGUCUUGUGUUUAAAUGCAUGCAGAGAACUUCUUGCAAUCCCAGAUUUACCAACCAAUUUGUAUGUUCUGAAAGCAAAUGGCUGCCCAAAAUUGGAAACAAUUUCAGAUUUUUCAAAAAUGUCGAAUAUGAGAGAAUUGUAUCUCAGUGAUUCGGUCAAACUCACUGAGGUUCCAGGCUUGGAUAAGUCAUUAUACUCCAUGACAAGGAUUCAUAUGGAAGGCUGCACCAAUCUCACUGCCGAUUUUAGGAACAACAUCCUACAGGGAUGGACUUCUUGCGGAUAUGGUGGCAUUUUUCUCCGUGGAAAUGAUAUUCCUGAUUGGUUCGACUAUGUCCAUGACGAUGAUAUUGUGUAUUUCACUGUGCCUCAAAGUGAUGGUCGUAAUUUGAAAGGGUUAACUUUGUCCGUCGUUUGCUCUUCAGCCAUAUACGACGGAUGUUGCAUUAGCAUUAAAAACAUGACCAAGGGUACUGAGCUUGACGCCUGGAUCAUACACAAUUGUGAAAUUAAGUAUUGUCCAAUUGAGCUCGUAAUUUGGCAGGGACAGUUAUCAAAUGACGAGCUCAAAUUGCAAGAAGGUGAUAAAGUCUUGAUUGAAAUAGCGGAUGAAGAUGAUUCGGUGAAGGUGAAGAAAACAGGUGUUAAUCUGGUAUGGGACAAAUUUAUGAACGAAAAUAUGAUUGAUUACCAUCUUUGUGCGUAUGAACGACGCCCAUAUCUGGUCAAUGAUGAUGACAUCAUUCAUGUCGAAGAUGAUAAUCAUAUAACAAAAUCACCAGACUUUUCAAAAUUCCCAAAUCUCAAGAAGUUGAUAUUGAAAGGUUGUCGGAGUUUGUGUAAGGUUCACUCAUCCAUCGGGGAUCUUGGAAGACUUUCUUUGGUAAAUCUUGAAUACUGCAUAAUACUAAGGGAUCUCCCACUGAAUUUCUAUAAAUCCAAGUCUAUUGAAACUCUUAUAUUGAAUGGUUGUUGGAGUUUUGAAAAGUUGGCUGAGGGCUUGGGGGACAUGGUAUCAUUGACAACUCUGAAAGCAGAUAACACGCGCAUCAGACAAAUUCCAUCUUCCAUAGUAAAAUUGAAGAAGUUGAGAAUUUUAUCUCUAUGUGGCUGCUGGCGGUUAACUGAGGAUGCAAUCCCUAAGGAUCUAUGUAGCCUAAUUUCCUUAGAACAUCUGCGUCUUGGAGGCAAUUACUUUCGUAGCCUACCGAGACUCGCUGGUCUUUCAAAUCUCAAGGUCUUGCGUGUAAAUGCAUGCAGAAAACUUCUUGCAAUCCCAGAUUUACCAACCAAUUUGUAUGUUCUGAAAGCAAAUGACUGCCCAAAAUUGGAAACAAUUCCAGAUUUUUCAAAAAUGUCGAAUAUGAGAGAAUUGUAUCUAAGUGAUUCGUUCAAACUCACUGAGGUUCCAGGCUUGGAUAAGUCAUUAAACUCCAUGACAAGGAUUCAUAUGGAAGGCUGCACCAAUCUCACUGCCGAUUUUAGGAACAACAUCCUACAGAGAUGGACUUCUUGCGGAUUUGGUGGAAUUUAUUUGAAUGGAAUUUAUGAUAUUCCUGAGUGGUUCAAAAUCGUCAAUGAUGUGGACAAUAUCGUCUUCUUUGAAGUUCCUCAAAGAAUCGUGGGUCGUGAUUUAAAAGGGUUGACUAUAUGCUUCGUUUACUCUUAUUCUGUUUUUGGCCCAAAACUUGAAGAUUCUGAAGGUCCUUUUGGCAUUAUCGUUAGAAAUCUUACCAAACAAACUGCUUUGCACACCAAGAUAGCAUUUGCCAGAAACAAAAGACCAGAACCCCAUUCGUUUUUGUCAAACGAACCUGAAAACGAUUAUCUUUGGCAGGGACAAUUGUCAAACGAUGUGCUCCGUUUGCAAGGCGGGGACCAAGUCUGCAUUCUUAUAAAGCCUAAUGAUGUUGAUUUUGUGAGAGUGAAGAAGACAGGGGUUCAUCUAGAAUGGGACAAAGUCAUGAAGGAAAAUAUGGAUAAUCCGGAUCGUCAUUUGUAUGAUUUGGAAACAAAUCCGGAUUUUUGA
This is a messenger RNA of Prunus armeniaca (apricot), 5595 nucleotides long. The record is from the annotation of a GenBank genome assembly. NCBI's taxonomy places the organism in Eukaryota, Viridiplantae, Streptophyta, Magnoliopsida, Rosales, Rosaceae.